AUGACCACUCUCCGGGUGCUGCUGCACAUAGCCGCUCAGCGCGACUACGAGCUUCACUCUCUUGACUUCAGCCUUGCUUUCUUGCAGGUUAGCUUGCACGAGGAGAUCUGGCUGCGCCGUCCACCUGGCUUCACUGGGACUUUCCCUCCUGGCACCCAGUGGAGCCUCCGACGGCCAGUCUACGUGCUGACCCGUCGUUGUUUCUGCGCACCGAAACCUCUCUGCCGGUUCUACAUCCUUGUGUACGUCCACGACUUGGUCUUUGCCACUGCUGACACUGCUGGACUCGCCUACGUGAAGUCGAAGCUGCAGAAGAGACAUACGUGCAAAAACCUGGGUGAACUGCGCAGCUACCUUGGCUUGCAGAUCACCCGGGACAAAGCACGCCGCACCAUUACCUUGACUCAGUCACACAUGGUGCAACAGGUCCUUCAGCGCUUCGGCUUCACGUACUCCUCGCCUCAGGCCACUCCUCUGCCUACUCGCCACUCGCUCUCAGCUCUGCCUUCAGAUGAAUCCGUAGAGUCGAGUGGCCCGUACCCAGAGCUUGUUAGCUGCCUCAUGUACCUGAUGACCUGCACACGACCUGACCUUGCAUACCCUCUUAGCAUUCUUGCACGCUAUGUUGCUCCUGGGAGACACAGACCAGAGCACAUGGCUGCAGCGAAGAGGGUGUUGCGCUACUUGUGCAGUAUGUCGGGCAUGGGGCUAGUGCUUGGAGGGCGGAGUCCAGUGGUCCUCACUGGGCACGCGGACGCUUCUUGGGCUGACGACCAGGCUACUCUGCGGUCGUCCCAGGGUUAUACCUUCAGUCUUGGUUCCGGCUCUGUCUCGUGGCGGGCUAUUCGCUCGUCUUCUGUUCUCGGCUCCAGUUGUGAGGCCGAGAUCUAUGCCGGGGCCAUGGCUGCACAGGAGCUUCGCUGGCUCACCUACCUGCUGACCGACCUUGGAGAGCCGCCUCGUUCUCCUCCAGUGCUGUACGUAGACAACAAGGCCAUGCUGGCCUUGUGUCGAGAGCAGCGCUUGGAGCACAGAACGAAGCACAUUGCUCUCCGUUAUGUUCUUGCUCGUGAGCUGCAGCAGCGUGGUCAGUUGCGACUUGCGUACGUGGCCUUUGAGGCCAAUACUGCUGAUGUUUUCACCAAGGCACUUCCGCCUUGUGAACAUUAG
Messenger RNA from Closterium sp. NIES-65, 1170 nucleotides. Lineage: Eukaryota; Viridiplantae; Streptophyta; Zygnematophyceae; Desmidiales; Closteriaceae. The record is from the annotation of a GenBank genome assembly.